This is a messenger RNA of Eruca vesicaria subsp. sativa (arugula), 769 nucleotides long. NCBI's taxonomy places the organism in Eukaryota, Viridiplantae, Streptophyta, Magnoliopsida, Brassicales, Brassicaceae. The record is from the annotation of a GenBank genome assembly.
GUUUUAUCUUUCACGUUCAUUUAGGGUUUGAAGAGCGAUGGGGACGAGUGGGAUGUAUCCAUUCUACGUCGGUGUCUAUGAGGUGGUGGAUGAUCCAUCAGUAGAUUCAGUAAUCUCAUGGAGCAAAAGCAACAAGAGUUUUGUGAUCUGGGACCCGGAAGAGCUAUUCGAGAAAAAGAUUCUUUCGAGUUUCUUUCGCGGCAAUUUGUCGAAUUUUAUCAACGCCCUUGACACAUACGGUUUUGUAAGAAUUGAGGGCUCUGAGCGCUUGGAAUUCGGACACAAGCAGUACUUUGUGAGAGGCAAACCUGAGCUGUUGAAGAAGAUGCGUGCCCAAGCUGCCAUGGAUAGGUUCAAGAAAAGUCCCAAACCAUGCUUUGUGAUGGAAAAAAGGGUAUUAAAUGGCAAAGAUUUAAUUGUUAGGUUCGACCAAAUCUUUGGAUCAUCAACCAAAGCUAAGACGCCUCCACUGGAGAAUAGCUUCCAACAUCUACAAAUCAAGGAAUGAAUAUCACUAAAAAAAACUUUGUUAUGGAGUUUGUUCUGGUUUUAAGUUACUAUCUAGACUUUUUUUGCUUGCUAAAAUAAAUUGGGGUUGCUUGUGUUGUAAUCUAUUCCUGUUCUGAUUAAUGUUCAUCAAACCUUGCUAGAAUGUCUACAUUAGUAGCCUUACAAGUAGCAUCUUCGCAGCCUUCUCAAUUGUGUUUUUUUUUUUCUAUGGUCUUGAUCCAUAUUGUGAUGCAUGCUUUCUGGUGUCACCUGUUAACAA